AUGGACAUGGAUGGGGAUGGGGACGAGGACAGGGACAUGGACAUGGAUGGGGAUGGUGAUGGGGACAGGCACGAGGCUAGAGACAUGGCCAUGGAUGGGGAUGGGGAUGGGGACAAGGACAGGGACAUGGCCAUGGAUGGGGAUGGUGACGGGGACAGAGAUGGGGACAUGGACAGGGAUGGGCAAAGGCCCAACGACUAUGGCAUCCCCAUGGAUGUGGAGGUGGCCUACCUCCAGGACGGCUUCCUCACCAACGACGUCCUGCAGGAGAUGACACUGCUGGUGGAGUUUUACAAGGGAGCCCCAGACCUGGUGAAGUUUCAGGAGCUGUGGAGCCAGGAUCAGACCUACUUGGACAAACUGAAGGGCUCCCUGGCUGCCCGGACCCCCAAAGAUCAGAGCUUCACCCAUGUCCUGGAGCAGAUCUACAGCCUCCUUAAGCACAGCAGCUGAGGAGGGCAGCAGCCCGCGUCCGACGCGUACCAGGUGCCUUUCCAGCAGCCAGGGCUCGGCUCCGAGCAUGGGACAACACCGCGGGGCUCCCGUUGCCCGCUGCUCCUGGGAGCUGGCCCAAGAGGUGCGGGGACCCCACUGGCUCCUGCCUGUGCCCCGAGCGGCCACUCAGGCCGUGCUCUGGCUGUCUCACAGCCUGGCCGGCCCCGGGGCAGCGGUGGAGGGAGGGCGGCGGUGGCGGUGGGAAUCUCGGCUGUAAGGUAUUUGUGGAAGUGGUAGUUGAUUAAAGAGCAGUUCCUGAGAGGAGGCAAGUGUGCGGCUCCGCUGCGCUGGGGACACCCUGGUAGUGCUGGAGGCGAUGGUGCCGGUGGCAGCGAAGACCCAGGUACCUUAAAGCUGCCAGGUUUCAGGGGCUGAUCAUGCUGGGCUGCUCCUCCAUCCCACCGCUGCCCCGAUCAGCCACGUGGAGGGGCUCUGCUCACGCUCAGGGAGAGGACGCAGCCAUUAGAAAGAAGAAAACAUUUAAUACUUUUAUUCAGAGAUACAAGUCAAGAUUUGUGGGUCGUCUUUUUUUCCCCUAAAAACCAGGAGAAACCAUUACAAAAAGAUCUAGCAAGUUGUCCCAGCUGAAAGACUCAAUUCAAUCCACCUGAGCGGGAGCCAGAGCUCCUGAGCCACCAUCCCGGCCCCUGCCGGGGAGGGGACAGAGGUCACAGUCCCGAGGACACCGGUCCCUUCAGCUCCUGCGCCGCUGGGAGCGAGGGGGAGCCGCGUCUGCCCCCACCGUGUCCUGCAUCGGGGUUGGGUGCCGGACAAGGGGCAGCUCCCGCGGGGAGAUGGGCCCGCUCGGACCAUGGCGCCCUGGGCUCAGCCUCGGCUGGGCGGCGUGUCAGUGCCAGGGCUCAGACAUACAUAAACAUGCAUGGUUAAAAACGUUAAAAGGGUUUUGCGUAAAUGUAACAGGAGACGGGAGCAGCGGGGACGGGGAGGUGCUGCAGCGCGGGACUGGUACAGCGCCACGGCUCGACCCCCCGGCCUCGAGGCGAUGGGGCUAGUUAAGGAAGGAGAGCGGUACCCAAACCCUGGCCACCCCCGCACCAGAGGGGCAGAGG
Struthio camelus australis is the source of this 1565-nucleotide messenger RNA. The record is from RefSeq and is a predicted model, not a curated record. Lineage: Eukaryota; Metazoa; Chordata; Aves; Struthioniformes; Struthionidae.